This is a messenger RNA of Hyla sarda, 663 nucleotides long. RefSeq names its product putative claudin-24. Gene Ontology annotation, cellular component: bicellular tight junction; plasma membrane. The transcript has a single exon. Gene Ontology annotation, molecular function: structural molecule activity. Lineage: Eukaryota; Metazoa; Chordata; Amphibia; Anura; Hylidae. Gene Ontology annotation, biological process: bicellular tight junction assembly; cell adhesion. Bases 1 to 663 code for a protein of 220 amino acids. The record is from RefSeq and is a predicted model, not a curated record.
AUGGCAGUCACUUGCAGGGUAAAGCUGCAAUGUGGUGGAAUGUUUUUUGCAUUGCUGGGAUGCGUUCUCACCUGUGUUAGCACUUUUGUGCCACUUUGGAAAAAUCUGAACCUAGAUCUGAAUAAGAUGGAGGUUUGGACCAGUGGACUGUGGCAGACAUGUGUUGUGCAAGAUGAAGGUGGAAUGCAGUGCAAAGAUUUCGAUUCCUUUCUGGGAUUGCCAUUGCCGCUGAGGAUGGGAAGGAUUCUGAUGUUUCUCUCUAAUAGUUUGGGGAUCAUUGGCCUUGUAGUUUCUACAAUGAGUUUGGAAUGUCUGAAGAUUGGAGAAGGAGACACAAAAAAGAAACUAGCACUCCUUGGUGGGACAUUACUUUUGAUCUCAGGUAUCGUUGCUCUAGUUCCAGUAUCUUGGAUAGCUUAUGAUACAGUCCAGGAAUUUUGGGAUGAGACAGUCCCAGAAAUUGUUCCCAGAUGGGAGUUUGGAGAAGCUAUGUUCAUGUGCUGGUUUGGCUCCUUUUUCCUAAUAUUUGGCGGCUCACUCUUCUUUUGCUCAAUGCCAUCUACAAAAUACCAGCCAAGUGUUAAACGUCAGGGUAUAAACACCGCUAGAUCACUGUAUCGACCUUACACUGUGCAAAGCAGAUGCCCUGAUCUGGACAUCUAA